UUUCUAAAUACAAAAAAAAUCGAGACAUCAUAAAACAUACACAUAUUUUCUAAAAAUUUCAUAUAAACUCGGUUUAUUUUUUACUUGGUGUCACUAGUGUACACUAGUGCAGAAAGUUCGGCAAUAAAGAAUAAACCUGUGUGUAUAUUCUAACCUCAAAAAUCUAGCGUGGAUGGGAUGUUUGUCUCUAUUGGAAGCUCUAUCACGAUAUCGACGUUGACAUUCACCGAAGGACUUAUCAAUAGGGACAAUCUUUGAUCUAGUUAUUCGCCAGGCAAUUUUUUACAAUUUUCCUUUACGAUGAACGUGUUCGCACAGAGGCUAAGUCACUUACGAUGCACAUAUUCCACGCUAUUGAGGUUAUCCGACAAAAGCGGCUACCUGCGACACACUUUUGCGCCAACAAAACGUAAGUUUGGCAUUUUGACGCGGUUACGCGUGCAACAUGUAGUGUGCACGUGCAGCACUCCGUGUCGGAGAUUCGUGAUGCCUAUUCCCAAUCGUCGCGUCGAUGAACGUAAUGAGAGGAGAGGCUUAAUGGAAAACGUAAAGGAAAACGAUUAUGCGCAUAAUUUGUUUUUAAAUUCUACUAAUUAUGCGAAGAGCACGCUGCAGCAGAGCCUGACAUACGCUUACGUGACAAACGAGGAGGCGUUAAAGAUCCUAAAAAUAAAAUGGGACGAACAGUUGAUGACGAGCGAGGAAAUGCUGUCAAUGGUCAAGAGACUGUCGUAUAAUAUUCGCUGUAGCAACGAGAGGAUCGACUCGAGCAUGUACGAAAACUUCUUCAACAUGCUGUGCAAGCAAUGUAAGAAUCUGAGUAACGACAGCCUGAAGAUACUGAUGCGGCAUGUAGUGCCAUUCUACAACCAAUUCUUCAAUUGUAGUUUUUACCAAAAUCUCUGCCAGCAAUUGGAUAAGGAGUGUGUGGCACGCUUCGCACACUCAGAGAUUAAGAUUAACAUUAAUGAAAUGUUGUUGCUCUGUGACAUAAUAUAUCAAAUAAUGCCUAAAUCCGAUUCUUCAUAUAUGUGGAAUGCCAUGAGGAAACUAGGCAACAAGCCUGGUAAGCUUGAUCACAACCAAUUGGUACAGGUGUUGUUCUUCCUGAAUGUGUGUCGGAAACCGCCUAUAAAUAUGUACGAACUCGAGUAUCGCUUAGAACAGUGUCUAGAUGAAUUGUCAAUCAAUGAAAUGGGUGUAGCGUUAUUGGGCUUUUUCAAAACCGGCACAAGAAUCAGAAGUACCAGUCUUUUGCGACGCAUCAUAAAGAAGACCAUCGCUACCGUCGAGUCUAUAGACAGUAUGAGUCUCGGAGCGAUUCUAAAAUUAAUACGGUACAGCAUGCAACUCACGGAGAUCCCGUUGUUGCAGGAGUUACUAUCGUCUUUGAUACCACAAGUGCCACGUUUCAAAUUAAUGACCCUGACACACGUUGCGCACGCGUGCGCGAAAGUCGCGCUGGUCAAUGAAGAACUCAUGGACAAAAUAAUCAAAAGAUUGAAUAGCGAAAUAAAAACCGCAAGAUUGAAGGACAUUGAGAGACUUGUCUACGUUUUUGCCAACUUGAACAUCGAUCCGAACAACAGCGUCUACGAGAACGUGAUCAAUGAACUGAGGACUACUUGGGACACGAGCAGAGCGAGAGAGAUAUCAUUGUUUUCACAAACAGCUUCGCGUAUUUUAGGAUAUCUAGCGGUGCUAAAUAUCUAUCCCAUAGAUCUGAUCAAACGCAUCAUGAUGCCAGAGUUUAUCUCCAAUACGUGCAACAAUAAUUACCGUAAUCUCACGCGUGAAUAUUGCGUCCUGGAUUAUAGUCUUCGCGUGGAAGUGCCCGAGUACGAUGGGUUACUACUCAAGCCCACUACGGUCAAUAUGUUAGAGAAGAAAUAUUUCCAAGAAUUUUUUGAGUCCACUUUGACAGAGGCCUCUCGUAUGAAGAUGCUUCUCACAGAAGUGAAAGCAACAUGCGAAGAAAUGUUUAACAACACAUCGGACAUAGUAGUCAGUCGACCAUUACCACAUUACGCGACGCCAGAUAUUAUCAUCUGUCUGGACAAAUGGGACAAACUUAUGCCACUAGAGGAAUUUUUGUCGCAAUUUAAUCAGGGCGACAUUAUACACAUUGAUGAGACAAAUUCUAAAGACCUUAGGUGGAUCGCCCUUGUUUUGGCACAUCCCGGCCUUUUAACACGGAAUACCAAUUUACCCGUCGGACAUUUAGCCGCAAAACUAAGGCAGUUGCCCAAAAUUGGAUUCACGCCAAUCUUGAUGUCGUACAUUGAUUGGACAGCAUGUAGAACAUCCCAGCAGAAAUGUGAUUAUAUCAGGAAGCUUAUAUUUGAUACGCCAAAAUUGUCCAAUAUGUGAUAUCGACAAAAAAUAUACAAAUGUUAAUUUGCAAUAA
This is a messenger RNA of Ooceraea biroi (clonal raider ant), 2407 nucleotides long. RefSeq names its product FAST kinase domain-containing protein 5, mitochondrial. NCBI's taxonomy places the organism in Eukaryota, Metazoa, Arthropoda, Insecta, Hymenoptera, Formicidae. The record is from RefSeq and is a predicted model, not a curated record.